This is a messenger RNA of Anisakis simplex (herring worm), 462 nucleotides long. NCBI's taxonomy places the organism in Eukaryota, Metazoa, Nematoda, Chromadorea, Rhabditida, Anisakidae. The record is from the annotation of a GenBank genome assembly.
AUGUAUCGGCUAAUGUUCUCGUGCUAUACGACCAUCUUCGAGUCAGUGUCGUUUCGGAGGCAUUUCUUCCGUCGUCGUAAAUGCAGCAGCAAUAAUACGGACGAGAAACGUUUAACGCUUAGCCAGGAGACCGUGACUGAUGCACAGACCGAGAUGGACAAUAUGGCGGCGACGACAAUCGACGCAGAGGAGGAUGACUAUUCGCUGUCCGAUGAGGAACGAUUGUGGCAACAACUGCGGGAACGAUUGAAUUCGGCCGAUGAACGCAACGCAAAUCCGCCAACGAUCAUCGUUCAAAACACUGAUCUUCAAAGCGAACUCGAAAGCGAACGACCUGAGGUAAUUGUGAACGAAUAUGCUUGCUUUACAGUGUCUUUAUCAAAAUCGCCAUUGCAUCGAAUCAAUUUCACUUCUUUAAUCGUAACAUUGACUAUUACUUGCUUUUCGACUAGGAUAUUUUGA